Hevea brasiliensis (rubber tree) is the source of this 881-nucleotide messenger RNA. Its product is annotated as umecyanin. Bases 152 to 754 code for a protein of 200 amino acids. The record is from RefSeq and is a predicted model, not a curated record. Gene Ontology annotation, molecular function: electron transfer activity. NCBI's taxonomy places the organism in Eukaryota, Viridiplantae, Streptophyta, Magnoliopsida, Malpighiales, Euphorbiaceae. The transcript is spliced from 2 exons. Gene Ontology annotation, cellular component: plasma membrane.
AAAAAAUGAAAAAGACCAUUGCCCUCCGUAUCCUCUCUAUAUAUUCAACAGAAGCAAAGAGCCCAUAGAAUCUCUCUCACGCACACAGAGAGAAAUCACAGAGUGGGGCGACCUGAUCAUUGGGAACACAGAUAGCUAGGCCUAGGUACGCAUGGCUAAAAGAAUAAACAUGGCUAUUCUAUUUGCUUCUGUGGCAAUAGUGACAGCAGGGUUAUCAGUCAAAGGCGCAGAGGCAGCAGUAUUUGUGGUAGGAGACACUUUCGGUUGGCAAAUCCCUACCAACUCCACUUUCUACUCGUCUUGGGCUUCCUCUCACAAUUUCAGCGUUGGUGACACUCUCUUAUUCAACUUCACCACAGGAGUACACGAUGUCGCCAACGUUACGCUGGACGCUUAUACCAACUGUAACGCUAGCAAUACCCUCACUGUUAUAAACACUGGUCCAGCAAACGUUCCUCUCACUGCCACGGGUAUGCACUAUUAUAUUUGCACUUUUCCUGGGCACUGCUCUAGCGGCCAAAAAUUAGCUGUUAAUGUUGGUGGCUCCACAUCCUCUACCCCCUCGCCGCCUGGCACCACUACCAAUCCACCGCCGCCUGGCACCACUGCCAAUCCACCGCCGCCUGGCACCACUGCCAAUCCACCACCUCCACCACCACCACCACCACCACCUGGCAGCUCAGCCACCUCAACUAACGCUGAUAGUGUUGCUUUGAUGUGGAUGUCCAUAGCCCUGGGUUUCAUGUUCAUCUAACAGUUUUUAUGUAUAUGAUUUAUGUAUGAUAAUGGCUUGCACUUCUUCCGUGGACCAUUAUUCAUUUGAUGGUGAUUGAGUGGCUGAUAAUUUGUAUUUGAAUAAAACAAUUUCAUUUCCAGCUUAA